Hirsutella rhossiliensis is the source of this 2400-nucleotide messenger RNA. RefSeq names its product MIF4G like domain-containing protein. The transcript is spliced from 4 exons. Lineage: Eukaryota; Fungi; Ascomycota; Sordariomycetes; Hypocreales; Ophiocordycipitaceae. The coding region runs from base 1 to 2400 and encodes 799 amino acids. The record is from RefSeq and is a predicted model, not a curated record. Gene Ontology annotation, molecular function: RNA cap binding; mRNA binding. Gene Ontology annotation, cellular component: nuclear cap binding complex; nucleus. Gene Ontology annotation, biological process: mRNA export from nucleus; nuclear-transcribed mRNA catabolic process, nonsense-mediated decay.
AUGGCGGACUACGACAAGCGUCCUCAUGGGGGCUACAACAACCGCAAGCGAAGAUACAAAGACGACGAUGACCACUACGAUCGCCGACAGCAGCGCAGACGAGUCGACUCGGCCCCGGUUCCCGUUCGCCUACGCCGGCAGCUCCUCAGUCUCGCCGAUUCUCCCCUGCGCCAGUGGGGUGCCGAGGUGCAGUCCAUCGCUGGUAUGCUGAGCGACAACCACGAGGAUGAACAGCUGCGCGACACCUUUGUCAACCUUGCUUUGCAGCUGGCUGUCGAGCAGCCGCUGAAAACCCCCUUUGUGGCUGCCGUCGUCCUCGUCGAGAACACGCUCAAGCCCGACAUUGUCGACGUCGUCCUCGUGCGCCUCGCCCAGGCAAUCGACAACAACCUCGCCCUCGGCGACUGGCGACAGGUCAAGCUUCUCCUCAAGUUCUUGGCCUGCCUGCAGUCGUGCUUGGAGGGAGAUGGCGUCUUUCCCCUCCUGGAAGAGCUGUUCAGCCGCGCUGCUGACCUCCAGACGGCAAGCUCAGACGAUACGAUCGGUACGGAAAUAGUCAAGAUGAUCCUCUUGACCAUCCCAUACGCAAUGGCCGCGGCUCCAGGCCAGUUUCAGCAAAAGGCGGCUGACCUGAUGGACAAGACUGACAUCAUCGCCUCCGAGCCGCACGCCCUGCAAGCCCUGGUUGACCCUUUCCACCCCGAGGGCUCCCAAGAGAGCCCCGCUGCUUCUCGUAACCUGUGCAUGCUGUUGCAGAAGCAGCUCCAGGCCGAGGCUGCCAACAACUGGGAGCUUGCCUGUCUGCCCCGCCCCUGGCAGCUGCCCCUGGAGGAAAUUGAGGCUCAGGAUAAGCUUGCAAACGCCCCCAAGCACGCGUUGCCCGUCAUCACCGUCCCCAAGACCGUCGUUGCUGGGCCAAGGCCGCUCUUCCCCGAGGUCUUCUUCUCCGUCUUUGCCGACCAGGACAUUGAAUCUGUCCCCGGAGCAAGCGACAUUGCCGCAUCACUGAUCCGAGAUGGUCUCGUCGACACCAUCAACAUCCUCGACUUCAACCGAAACGCCGUGGCUCGGUACCUGAUGGAUCUCGACUGCUACUUUGCCGACGGCACCUUUGUCAAGCGAGCAACACCCUUUGACGAGCUGCGCAACUUCCCCGAUAGCCGCGCCACGUGGAAGCCAGAAGACGUCGCCAUCGACACCGUCUUCUCCCAACUUUUCCUGCUGCCCAAGCCUGAGCGCAAGGUAGUCUACUAUCACUCCGUGCUCACAGAAGCUUGCAAACUUGCCCCUGCGGCCAUUGCACCCAGCCUCGGCAGAGCUAUAAGAUAUCUAUAUCGAAACGGCCCGCAGAUGGAUCUGGAGCUCAACUACCGUUUCCUCGACUGGUUUUCGCACCACUUGAGCAACUUUGGAUUCACCUGGAAGUGGGCCGAAUGGGUCGACGACACGCAGCUGCCCGAUCUUCACCCUCGCAAAUGGCUCUUGCUGGGUGCGCUGGACAAGGAAGUGCGACUCAGCUUCGCGCAAAGAAUCCAGAAGACACUACCUGAGCCGUAUCAGCCUCUCGUCGGCCCCGAAAAGGAAAAGGACGUGCCGGACUAUAAAUUCGACGAUCCUGACACUCCUUUUGCGAAAGAAGGCCAAGAGAUUGGCGCGCUCCUUAGGCGAAAGGCUCCUGAUGAGGAGUUGCAGGCCGUCAUCGACGGCAUCCAGGCCCAGGCUGCCGAGCGUGCACUCGACCCUGUCGUGACCAGCACAGACGUCUUCAUGACGGCUGUCUGCUGGGUCGGGUCCAAGUCGCUCAGCCACGUGCUAGCCUGCAUUGAUAGAACCAAGGGAAAGCUCGUCGAUGCCGGCUCCGCAUCGCCCGCCGCCCGGGUCCAGAUCAUUGCGGCGGUCAUGAGCUACUGGCACGCGCACCCCGGCGUCGCGUUGUCCAUCCUCGAGAAGCUGCUCAACUACUCGAUACUCACCCCCUUUUCCAUUGUAGACUGGACCCUGGUCGCCAGCACGCCCGCCAACGGCACCAACGGAGGCGAGUCCCUCGGACAGUCGCACAUCUUCGAGCUCGUUUGCAACACCGUCGCCAAGGUCAGCGGUCGGCUUCGCCAGGUGCUGACCUCUGCCGACGCCGACGACGAGACCCGCGAAAAGGAGAUUCUGGCCAUGCGGGAACUCUUCCGCGCCGCCAACGACGCCCUCGUCAGCUGGGCGGGCGGCAGCAAGGACGAGGUGAUGGAGACGGGUGACGGGUCGAGCGAGAAGGAAGCCCUGGUUCGACGCUGGGGCCAGCGCUGGCUCAGGGUCUUUCAGCGCAUGGCGGCGAUUGAGGAGGCGUUUGUUCUCGAGGCCACCAAGGCUAGGGAAGUCCCCAUGGACGUGAAGGCUGUAGAGGGCUAG